GUCAUUGCCGCCCGCCGCGCUCACUGGUUCAGCGGGGCGCUGGGAUGCCGGGGCGAGAGGACGAGAUGCACCCCGUGCUGAAGGCCUUCGUCUGCGGCUCCAUCAGCGGCACCUGCUCCACGCUGCUCUUCCAGCCCCUCGAUCUGCUGAAGACCCGCCUGCAGACCUUGCAGCCGGCCGUGGGAGGGUCCGGUCGUGCUGGGAUGGUGACGGUGCUUUUCAGGGUGGUUCGAACUGAAAGUCUUCUGGGGCUGUGGAAAGGCGUCUCUCCUUCCUUUGCAAGAUGUAUUCCUGGGGUUGGGAUUUACUUCAGCACUCUGUACACCAUGAAGCAGAAGUUUCUAGGGGACCGUUCACCCACAGCCCUGGAGUCUGUCUUUCUGGGUGCCACUGCACGUGCAGUAUCUGGGAUUUGCAUGUUGCCAGUAACAGUGGUGAAGACACGGUAUGAGAGUGGAAGAUUUGGCUAUGGGAGCGUGUGUGGAGCUCUGAAGAGUAUUUAUCAGACAGAAGGGGCUCGUGGCAUGUUCAGUGGGCUCACUGCCACCCUGCUACGGGAUGCACCUUUCUCUGGGAUCUACCUGAUGUUCUACACGCAGACCAAAAAACUCACACCUCAGGUCCAGCCGGAUCCAGUGCUCAUGCCUGUGGUGAAUUUUGGCUGUGGGAUCUUUGCGGGAAUCUUGGCUUCACUGGCAACGCAGCCUGCUGAUGUCAUCAAAACACACAUGCAGCUGUCCCCUAAAAAGUACCGCAGGACAAGCCAGGCCAUUGCUUUCAUCUACAGGGACUUUGGGUUGGUUGGCUUCUUCCGAGGCGGUGUGCCUCGUGCCCUCAGGCGUACUUUGAUGGCAGCAAUGGCGUGGACUGUAUAUGAGCAGAUGAUGGAAAAAAUGGGCUUGAAAUCCUGACUGACUUGCACUAGAACUGACCAGCCUCACUCCUUCUCCUGCUUGCUGUGACCAGCUGGCACUGGAAAGCUCCCAGCUCCAAGGAGGAAUAAGCCUUGCUCAGCUGGGAGGAAGAAAGCCCUUCUGAGGCAGAGGAUUAGGCCUUUAGGAAAGUAGAAGGAAGAAAGAUCAAAUCUUUGCAUCUUUUGAUCAGUGCAUUCCAGAAGGACUGUACUUGGGACUGCCUUGGGCAGGGUUUCCACAGCAUGGUAUCUAUGCUGAGAGAAGCCCAUCUUAAAAAUAGCUCUGUGCUUGCCACCUUCAUGCAAUGAGAAAUUGCUGAGUGUCUGAGGAGAAAACAGUGAGGGCAGUGUUGACUGCAGAACCUGCUUAAGUGUUCCUUGCUGUCUGGCCAGUAAGGCCAUCAUGGUACACCAUCUGAUGCAGAUCCUUCUUCCUCAUAUGCUUUGUUCUCCCUGGGAGCACUGCAGACCACAGUAGGAGACUGGAUAUGUGUCUUGAUGUUUAUAAUGCAAGAGAAGAGAAAAGAAGCCCCGAGGGAAAACUAGGAAUACAUUUUCUGUCAUUAUUUUUGUACUGUGCUCGAUAGCAGAGAAGGUAAUGUGCACCUCCCUGCUGUGUUGCCUCAUUUGGUAACUGAGCAUCUUAACACUUCAAAUACAUUUCUGUAGCUACAACAGCGUUUGCAAUGGAAUUAGAAAGAGUAAGGCACUUUAAACCAGAAGUAGAGAGCGCAUUAGUUGCUACCAAAAUUCUACUGAUUCCCUGAAAGACAUUUUUCCUGCUAGUCACACUAUAUCAGGAGAACUUCAAUGUUUUUUAUCCAGUUGUACUAGAGACUUACUCGCUUCCUGUUGCUCAUUUGCUGAUCCCUCUGCUCCUUAGAUGUAGCUUUUAAGAUCAUAGCUUCCAGAGCGUAAAUGUAUAAUGGAAGCAGGUACAGAUACUGACACUUUAAAUUUCCCUGAGAAGCCACUACUGACUGCAUGUGGAAUAUCUUUGGUUUGAGAGAAGAGGCUGUUCUUUUCUCUAAGCUUUCUCCAAAGUUUGAGGGGUUUCAGUGUUUGGUAGGGACAAAGAAACACUGGACAGAUUGUCAGAUGUUCAUUUUCUUUUAGCAGGUAGCCUGUUCUUAUUUUAGUAUUCCUGAGUUUAAACUUGGAGAUGAAGUGUGCGUGUGUGUAUUCCCUAUGCAUUUUAGUUGCUGAUGUAGCAAUAGGAAAGCACUGUACAAAUUGUACACACAGAGGCAUAAUGAGGCAUGUGAGCAAGGAAAGCUAGGUGACAAAUCUUGUAUUAAGUUAUGUCCUCAUUAGAAAUCUAAAAUGCAGGAAUACUUCAGUGGCUUUUAGGCCCUCUCCUUCUGCCUGGUCAAGUAACAAAGACCUGAAGAAUCUAGUUGACUGCUGGCGUCUUCAAAGUCAGCUGAUUUUCAUCUGGGUUCUAGGCUAAUGCUGUGUUAGAUUUUUCUUCUUGAAAGCCCUUCCAUUGCGUGCACUUUUUGGAGAAUGAGGAGGCUCUUCAUUGUUGCAGCAGUGUGAAAAAGUGUGUGCUUCUGACAUGUGAACUAGCCUGGGCUCUUGGUGUUUAACAAACCUGUUUCACCACCUGUUUCACCAGUGGUUGGUGUUGUAAAUCCAAAAACCUCGCUAGACAUGAGCCAGUGAGUUUUGUCAUGUGAGUUUGUUUUUAUUAUUUCUCUUGUUGCUUCCCUUACAUAUGGGGUAAGAGAGAGCCUGAGGUUCUGCUUUGUGAUCUGACAUCUGUAUCAAUAGGCAGGAAGACUCAGCUUCCUCAGCUCUGAUCCUUACUACCCCUCACCCUUUUAUUCUCUUCAAAAACAUUCUAUUUCUACAGUGAUUCGUUGAAGUUACUUUUUGAUAGUUAUACCAAGUCAAAAACAAGUGUUUGGGUAUAUUGCUUGUGAUGUUCUGUGCUUCUAAUGAACAACAAAUUAUUGUUGUACAACUUAAAUGCAAAUAAAAACCAAAGAAAAUUCCAGAGGCAGGUACUGAGUCUCCUGUCUGCAUAACCCCUGCAAUUCAGUGCUAACAAUCCCAGCAGAUAAUCAUUGACAAAGUCAUUUUGGCCUGGAUUUUGGAGAAGCUAAGGUGAUAGUGUGAGCUUUUUUAGAUUGCCAGAUCACCAUCAGACCCCUCUCCCAAUGACCUCACUUGUUGGCAAUUCAAUGUUAGUGAACGUGCAUUGAUUCUGUUAUUCCUGCAGCUGUGCUCUAAGAACACAACUGGUUAACAGAUGGAGGCAGUCAGUAUUUACCUGAAAAUUAUAAAGAUACAGGAGAAAUAGUCUGAUGUCUAUUGGUUUUGUGUUAUUUCCAUGCUGCCUGUAGUGUUUUUUCUUUUUGUUGUUGUUUGUUUCCUCUUGCACUGUUUUUAAACAGAACUGGAGCUUUGGGACAGUAUUUUGAGUGUAUGUUUACAUGAAAUAUUUAUGUGAUAAGGAAUAUAUUUAUAUUAAAAGCUGUGGUUACCAAAAUUAA
Molecule: messenger RNA, 3411 nt
Organism: Lagopus leucura (white-tailed ptarmigan)
Lineage: Eukaryota; Metazoa; Chordata; Aves; Galliformes; Phasianidae
Gene: SLC25A38
Product: solute carrier family 25 member 38
Exons: 7
Coding region: 45-911 (288 amino acids)
Biological process (GO): glycine import into mitochondrion
Cellular component (GO): mitochondrion; mitochondrial inner membrane
Molecular function (GO): glycine transmembrane transporter activity
Source: RefSeq, a predicted model, not a curated record